Messenger RNA from Durotheca rogersii, 1504 nucleotides. RefSeq lists its product as uncharacterized. The coding region runs from base 224 to 1387 and encodes 387 amino acids. The transcript has a single exon. The record is from RefSeq and is a predicted model, not a curated record. Lineage: Eukaryota; Fungi; Ascomycota; Sordariomycetes; Xylariales; Xylariaceae.
CGCGGCCGGCGCUGAGCACGCGUUCGCCACGAGCCGUUGGUUCACUCGCGGCUGGACGCUGCAGGAGCUGCUGGCUCCCGCGCGCGUCGUCUUCUUCGACGCCGCCUGGGGAGUCCUGGGUGACCGCAAGGAGUUGGCGCGGACGAUCUCCGAGAUUACCAGGAUACAUAUCGAGGUCCUGGAAGCUCGUAAGCCUAUCCGGAGCUAUUCGAUUGCUCAGCGGAUGUCCUGGGCAGCUGAUCGUAAGACUAGCCGCGAGGAAGAUAUUGCGUAUUGCCUUCUCGGGAUCUUUGAUAUCAAUAUGCCGUUAGUAUAUGGCGAGGGAAUGAAGGCAUUCACUAGACUUCAGCAAGAAAUUGUCUUGGUUUCCAAUGACCAGAGUCUCCUUGCGUGGGACUUGUUACAUCCUACAGCUAACUCCGCCACGAGUGCCCUAGCGCACUCCCCCAAUGAGUUUCGCUUUGCCGGCUCAAUAGUUCGAAACAGGGAUAUGCAGAGACGUGCCUAUUCCGUUACUAAUUUAGGUAUAUCAAUACAACUCGCUCUCAUUGAGACUCACGUCUCCGGGAUGGUUUUAGUUGGCUUGAAUUGCUCCAAGGAGCUGUACCGGGAAGUUCCUCAUACAGAGUUCCCAAACGGUGUUAAGCUACACAGGCGCUUUCGGAUCUGGAUUCAUCUGUGCCGUAUAACAUACGACACUUAUUCCAGGGUGCAUCAUCCAUCAUCCAAGAUAUUUAUGGGAAAGUCAUACGCAACUUUAGGGAAUCCAACACCAACUGAUCUAUUUUUAAGUCUUAAAUCACCUCAACCUUCCAUAGAAGGGCCCACCCACAGCCUUCCACAAAAUUUGGGAGGAAAUUGGAACGAUUCAAUUUCGAGUGUCCUUGUUACUGUCGCCGCAGGGAAGUUGUCGCAGUAUGGACAUACCAUGAAAGAAGUAUCCCCACUGGGCCAUUUUUCAAUUGUCCCAUUGAAACAUCCAGGCGCAUCUACAAUGUCACACCAAUUGAUAUCCUGCGACGGCCGUUCUUUGAUAUUCUCGGUCUUCUGGAAUGAAUACUUUUGGCCCCAUGCAUGGUUAUACACAGUCAUCCCAGAUCCUGAGCUACAGGUCUGCAGCGAAAUGGCUCGUCAGGUACAAUGGAAUUGCCUUUUCGAAACACAUGGGCAUACUCAGUCUAAUCAAUGUUGUAAUAGCGUAGCUGCUAUGCACUCACUCCACAAAGGGAUAUACGAUGUAUAUGGGGGCUCAUUAGGCCCGGCUUCGGGGGUAGAAAUGGACCCGGUAGUCAUUGUAGAGAGUUCUGCUCUCAAGGAUGCAUUUCAGAAACCUGUGCUGAUAGUCAGCGUUAUUUUCCAGAGCAGCAGAAAGUUUGCCAUUGCCUAAUUCAGUGUCGCUUUACCUACGUCUCCAGUGCCGCAUACUGAACACCGGGAACUUCUCUGUACUGCGAUAGGUUCACUAGCUUCACUCUUAUCAAACACUACGUGUUACUUAUACGAC